ACACCCCUACCCCCCCCAAGUCCCCCCCAAGGUCAUGCGGGGACGCCCGGGCCGGCGCUCACACACCUCCGGGACACGCGAACUGUCCCCUGGACGUGCAGUCGCUCUUCCGGGUCAUGGAACAGGCCCCCUUCCCCCAGCCGCCGGCGGCGUAAUUCCUCACUCCACUCCUUCUGCAGUUCGUGUACCCCAUCUCUCCCGUUACCUCAGGUCACCAACACCCCACCACCACUGGGGGGUCCGGCACCAUGUUUGGCUCAUCCCGAGGAGGAGUGCGGGGGGGCCAGGACCAGUUCAGCUGGGAGGAUGUCAAGACAGAUAAACAGCGUGAAAACUACCUGGGGAACUCCUUGAUGGCGCCGGUGGGCCGGUGGCAGAAGGGGAAGGACCUGACGUGGUAUGCCAAGGGCAAGAAGGACACAGCCCCUGCGCUAUCCCGUGAGGAAGAGCUGGCCGCCGUCCGCCUGGCCGAGCAGGAGGCCAUGCUGGCAGCCCUGGGCUACAAGAACCUGAAGAGGCAGCCCACUGGGCUCAGCAGGGAGGACCUGGCCGAGGUGUGCAAGCGGGACGGCACCGAGGGGGACGAGAAGAACGUGGACCGGGUGGUGGGCUUGGGCAGCUCCAGUGGCAGCGCUGGCAGGAUAAUGCUCUCCAAGGAGGACAAGGAGGCAGCCAAGAUGGGGCUCUCUAUCUUCACGCACCAGAAAGUCUCCAGCAGCCCUGAGAUGCCCAUCUCCAAGAAGAAGCAGGAGAAGGAGGAGAAGGUGGAGGAGAAACGACCGGAAGGGAACAAGAAAUCCAAAAAGGAGAAAAAAAAGAAGAAAAAGAAGAAACAUAAGAGGGAAAAGAAGAAGGACAAGCAUUACAGGAGGGAUGCUGCCUCAUCAUCCUCCGAGUCUUCUUCGGAUGAGGAUGACAGGCACCACCGAUGGAAGACCCAGCAGCGCCCCAAGACCUCGCGGCAUGGCGGCCGGCAUCGGCACGACACGGAUUCCUCCACCAGCAGCAGGGAUUCCGGCAGGAGCCCCUCGCGCCAUCCUGCCCGUCAGCGGAGCCGGAGCAGGGACGGCCGCGGUCGGCACCCAUCCCCGCGGCGCAAGGGGAGGAAGAGGAGCAGGAGCCGGUCCCCUCCAUCCCGCGGGGCCAGGCAACGCCACGACACCGAUUCGGACUGAGAGGAAGCUUGGGCGUUGUUUUCCAUGGAGAUCUCACAGAGACUGUCUGUUUUAUAAGGUUAUUUAAUUAAAGAAGCCGCAGCUCUGCUGUUGCCAGGGCUGAGCCUGGCAAAGGGCGGUGUGUGGUGCGAUGGCAGCUGCCCCUUCCCUUCCACAGCCCCUGCCUUCAACCUGGGGCAGCUCCCCCAGCCAUGGCAGGGGACAGCAGGGGCCCGGGUGCCUUUCUCCUCACUGCCUGGAUCCGUCCAUCCAGGCAUGAUUUAGCUGCGGGGUGGGUGCUGGCACUGGGAUGGUCCUGGCUGCGGUGCUGGAAAUGCUGCGAAUACUUUGUGUUUAUGUAAAGAGACUUACUUAUUAUUAUGCAGUUGUUAUUAUUACUGUGGUUUUAACAUCUUCUUUCAAUGCCAUCGAGUAGCUGCCAGUGAAGAGGUGAAGGAGAGUUUCUUCCCUUAAACCUUCCCUUAAGUUUACAACUGUGAAAUAAAACCCGGGACUCUCA
Strigops habroptila (Kakapo) is the source of this 1674-nucleotide messenger RNA. It is a transcript of the gene C1H1orf35, whose product is annotated as chromosome 1 C1orf35 homolog. The coding region runs from base 249 to 1175 and encodes 308 amino acids. The record is from RefSeq and is a predicted model, not a curated record. The transcript has 9 exons. Lineage: Eukaryota; Metazoa; Chordata; Aves; Psittaciformes; Psittacidae.